AUGGCGGUGCCACCGUCAUCAGACUUCCCUGUGACCAUGAAAUCGAUGCCGAGAAUCCCGAACUUGAAGACGAUCCGAUCGAGAACGAAACCCUUUCUAACCUUGGAGAUCCACCCCAUCGCCAGCGCCGCCGCCGACGACACCGUAACGGCAGAUGGGACCUCGGGAGAGAAGAUCGCGAGGACAGACAUGGACGAGAACCACAGACCUUGGAAGGAGAAUGGGUUCCUUAUCCAGGAUGGGACUUGGAGAAUGGAGAUGGCGAAGACAGACAUGGUCGACCUGAACCUGCAUCUCGGGGUGGAGGCUGUCGGGACUGUCACUGCAAUUCAUGCGGUCAACUUCUUGAUGGCCCAGGAGGACGUCAACCGGGAUCGGGCUGGGAGUGGAGGGGCAGACACAGGGGCUUUGGUCAUGGAGGCGAACCGGGAGGGAAUACAGCUCGAGGGUCUUUCGGAGACGGCCAGGAUUACGAGGUCGCCUGGAGAGGGGCGAGAGAACGCGAACAAGGCUUGGAGGGAGGAAUUGAUGGGGUGGUGGACAGGAUGA
This is a messenger RNA of Cladophialophora immunda, 549 nucleotides long. RefSeq lists its product as uncharacterized. Lineage: Eukaryota; Fungi; Ascomycota; Eurotiomycetes; Chaetothyriales; Herpotrichiellaceae. Bases 1 to 549 code for a protein of 182 amino acids. The record is from RefSeq and is a predicted model, not a curated record. The transcript is spliced from 2 exons.